AUGCCCACUGCUAUCCCUGUCCCCACCCCUGCCACUGCGGUACCGCCCCCCUCCAAAGCUCCCUCCUCCCACCUCAACAUAGACCCCGCGUCUGCCCAUGCUUUCGCUAUCGCCGUCCUUGCCAAGUACAACGUCCCCGCGGACCGGGCGGGUAUGGUCGCGGACUCGCUCGUCCUUGCCGACCUCCGUGGCGUCGAUACUCACGGUCUCAACCGCCUCGGCGGGUACAUUGACCGCAUCAAAGCCGGUGUACUCGACCCCAAUCCUGAACUCACGUUCAAAAUGCGCACUCCCGUCCUCGCCGAGCUGGACGCCCGCAACACCUUUGGCUUCGUCGCCGGCUGCCUCGCGGUAGACAAGGGUAUCGAGAUCGCCGAGACAUUCGGGCUCGCCAUCGUCAGCGUGAAGAACAGCAAUCACUACGGUAUGGCGGCGACCUAUCUUCUUCGGGCAAUCAAGCGCGGUUUCGGAGCUAUGGCGUUCACCAAUGCCAGCCGGAGCAUGGCGCCCUGGGGAUCCAAGGAGCCCCUCUUUGGGACGAGUCCCUUUGCGGUGGGCGUACCGGGUGGGGAAGCAGGGGACUUUGUGCUGGACAUGAGCCCUAGCGUGGCGGCGAGGGGAAAGAUCAGGAAGGCGGCGAGGCGGGGGGAGUCCAUCCCGGAGGGGUAUGCGCUGGACGGGCAGGGCCGCCACACCACCGACCCCAACGAAGCCCUCAAAGGUGUCGUCCUCCCCAUCGGCGGUCCCAAGGGCAGCGGCCUCGCCAUGAUGAUGGACAUCUUUGGCGGGGUCAUGACGGGCGCAUCUUUCGCGGGCGACGUCAAUGACCAAUACAAGAACCUCUCCUCUCCCCAGGGCGUCGGACACUGGUUCAUGAUCUUCCGUCCCGAGGCGUUCUUGGAUGGCGGCAAGGAGGAGCUAGGCGAUAGGAUGGACGUUCUGCUGGAGAGGGUCAGAGGCUGCGACAAGGCGGCAGGGGUGGAUAGGAUCUUCACGAGCGGGGAGAUUGAGGCGAUGACGGAGGGGAGCAGGCGCCAGGGCGGGAUCCCGUUCACGCAGGAUGAGGUUAAGAAUUUGCAUAGCUUAGCUAGGGAGAGCGGAUCGGAUGCCGUUUUGCAGACAGUGUAG
Messenger RNA from Dioszegia hungarica, 1128 nucleotides. Its product is annotated as malate dehydrogenase. NCBI's taxonomy places the organism in Eukaryota, Fungi, Basidiomycota, Tremellomycetes, Tremellales, Bulleribasidiaceae. The record is from RefSeq and is a predicted model, not a curated record. The transcript has a single exon. Bases 1 to 1128 code for a protein of 375 amino acids. Gene Ontology annotation, molecular function: oxidoreductase activity.